Messenger RNA from Sebastes umbrosus (honeycomb rockfish), 877 nucleotides. It is a transcript of the gene aamdc, whose product is annotated as adipogenesis associated, Mth938 domain containing. Gene Ontology annotation, biological process: positive regulation of fat cell differentiation. The transcript has 4 exons. The record is from RefSeq and is a predicted model, not a curated record. Lineage: Eukaryota; Metazoa; Chordata; Actinopteri; Perciformes; Sebastidae. Gene Ontology annotation, cellular component: cytoplasm. The coding region runs from base 126 to 494 and encodes 122 amino acids.
CAGUGUGUUGACAUCCAGAAGGUAAGCAGCAGUCUGGAUUUUGCUUCAUUAUUUCCUGUUAUAGCUUCAGGAACUACUAACUUUCUACUUGUUUUCAACCUGCUGAGUAGGUAGCCUCACACAACAUGUCCUCUCCAGAGAUCGCCUCUCUCUCCUGGGGCCACAUGAAGGUGAAGGGAUGCUCCUCCGGCUACAAGGACUGUAAGGUCUGGCCUGGAGGCAGCCGGGCCUGGGAUUGGAGAGAGACUGGGACCGACCAUCACCCGGGAGUACAACCUGCGGAUCUGGAGGAGGUGCUGAAGAAGGGAAUAGACUUACUGGUCAUCGGCAGAGGCAUGAGUGAAGCUCUGCAGGUUCCGUCGGCCACGCUGGACUUUGUGAAGCAGAAAGGUGUCGACGUCAAAGUCUUGCAGACGGAGAAGGCUGUUGCUGAAUACAACAAACUGGUUGGCCAGGGCGCCAAGGUGGGCGGGGUCUUCCACUCCACCUGUUGAUGAUGUCACCUUUGCCUCGCUGCACCAACUGAGAUAACCUGCACAGGAUGGAGGACAGCGCCAUGUCCCACAGUCUCUGUUUGGCCAUACAUAUAGCUGGCCAGCUCUUCUAGCUCUCAGCUUUUCUCAGCAUGAUUUAGCGUUGAAACAUCUUAAUGUCCAACUUAUUAUUAUUAUUUCAAACGUUACUUUUAGAUCAAGUUGAAGACGCGAUACAAGUACAUUUGAUUUUAGAGGCCAAUUUUGUGUAACGUUAAAGUACAAUGAGCAGUUUUUAUUAGUCAGGUAAAAGGCAGGUCUUAUUGUUGUUGGUAAAAGGUAAUGAAUGUAUUGCUCAGUACUGCUUGUUUGCUACACAAAAUAAAAUUAGAAAAAUGAAUCAU